AUGUUCACAAAGGAUGAGAUCAAGAUAGGCUCUAAAUUAUACGUGGAAAAAGAAGGGGAAGAUAGAGUGGCGGAGGUGUUACAAAUUCAUCAAAAAAAGCAAAGAUUGGUAUAUUAUGUACAUUAUAAAGAUUUCAAUAAAAGAUUGGAUGAAUGGAUUGAAGAUGAUAGAAUUAACUAUGAAAAACCACUAACACAGCCAGAAGUCAAAGUUGAAGAAAAUAAAUCAUCAAAAAAGAAGAAAGCCACCAAAACUACAAGUUCUCAACUGGUUAAUCCAAAAUCUAAAUCAGAAACAGCUGCUUCUACUCCACAAGAAGAUAUUAAAAUGAAUGAUGAUGAAAUGGAUUUAGAAAACUUGAAUGUACAAGGUUUGAAAAGACCAGGUGAAGAAGUUAGUAGAGAAGAAGAAAUUAAAAAAUUAAGAGCAGGUGGAUCAAUGACUCAAAAUCAUUCUGAAGUAGCAAGAGUUAGAAAUUUAACAACGAUAGUAUUAGGUGAACAUAUAAUUGAACCAUGGUAUUUUUCACCAUAUCCUAUUGAAAUAACAGAUGAAGAUCAAAUAUAUAUAUGUGAUUUUACCUUAUCAUUUUUUGGAUCUAAAAAGCAAUUUGAAAGAUUUAGAUCAAAAUGUUCAAUGAAACAUCCACCUGGGAAUGAGAUUUAUAGAGAUUCCAAAGUUAGUUUUUGGGAAAUAGAUGGGAGAAAACAAAGGACUUGGUGUAGAAAUCUUUGUUUAUUAUCUAAAUUGUUUUUAGAUCAUAAAACAUUAUAUUAUGAUGUUGAUCCUUUUUUAUUUUAUAUUAUGACUAUCAAAUCAGAUAAGGGACAUCAUAUAGUUGGAUAUUUUUCCAAGGAGAAAGAAAGUGCCGACGGAUAUAAUGUUGCAUGUAUUUUAACAUUACCUUGUUAUCAGAAAAGAGGAUUUGGGAAACUACUAAUUCAAUUUUCAUAUAUGUUAUCGGCAGUUGAAAAGAAGAUUGGAUCACCAGAAAAGCCAUUAUCAGAUUUGGGAUUGUUAUCAUAUAGAGCAUAUUGGACAGAUACAUUAGUUAAAUUAUUGGUUGAAAAAAAUAAUCCCUCCUUGUUCAAAAAAAACAACCCACAAUUAGUUGAGGAAGGAGAAUUUGAAGGAACACCACCACCAAAUUCUAGAACAGCAGCAAUUACUAACGGCAAUUCAAAUGAAAUAACUAUCGAAGAUAUAUCAGCUAUUACUUGUAUGACAACAACUGAUAUACUACAUACAUUAACAACAUUACAAAUGUUAAGAUAUUAUAAAGGACAGCAUAUAAUAGUUUUAACUGAACAAAUGAUGGUUUUAUAUGAUAAAUUAAUUAAAAAGAUAAAAGAAAAUAAAAAACACGAAUUAAACCCAAAACUACUAAAUUGGACACCACCACUGUUUACAGCAAAUCAAUUACGUUUCGGUUGGUAA
Molecule: messenger RNA, 1437 nt
Organism: Lodderomyces pseudojiufengensis
Lineage: Eukaryota; Fungi; Ascomycota; Pichiomycetes; Serinales; Debaryomycetaceae
Gene: ESA1
Product: NuA4 histone acetyltransferase complex catalytic subunit
Exons: 1
Coding region: 1-1437 (478 amino acids)
Biological process (GO): regulation of DNA-templated transcription
Molecular function (GO): histone acetyltransferase activity
Source: RefSeq, a predicted model, not a curated record